Molecule: messenger RNA, 708 nt
Organism: Chenopodium quinoa (quinoa)
Lineage: Eukaryota; Viridiplantae; Streptophyta; Magnoliopsida; Caryophyllales; Amaranthaceae
Product: DNA damage-inducible protein 1-like
Exons: 1
Coding region: 1-708 (235 amino acids)
Source: RefSeq, a predicted model, not a curated record
AUGUAUGGAAAAUUUCUUGAUAUUCUGAAAAAGCUUCACAUCAACAUUCCAUUUUUAGAUGCAAUAUCUGAGAUGCCAUCUUAUGCAAAAAUUUUAAAGGGUAUUCUCUCUAACAAGAAGAAGCUAGAGGAUAAUGCCACGGUUGCGUUGACAGCGGAGUGUAGUGCUAUUUUGCAAAACACACUUCCUAAGAAACUAGGUGAUCUGGGUAGCUACUCAAUUCCGGUGAAACUUGGAGACAUAGAGAUCAAUAAGGCACUAUGUGAUCUUUGUGCAAGUGUGAGUCUCAUGCCGCUCUCUAUUUGCAAGAAACUUCAAAUGUGUGAACUAAAGCCUACACGCAUAUCCCUACAACUUGCGGAUAGGUCGGAUAAGUUUCCUUUGGGUGUACUCGAAGAUGUUCCUCUUCGCAUGGGAAAAUUCUUUAUCCCAUGCGACUUUGUUGUGAUGGAGAUGGAGGAGGAUGCACAUGUUCCUAUUAUUCUUAGUAGACCAUUCUUAGCUACUGUAGGUGCAAUCAUUGAUAUGAAGAAUGGUAAAAUCACUUUUGAGGUAGGUGACAAGAAAAUGGAGUAUUCACUUUUGAAUGCUAUGGGAACUCCUUCUAUGGGAGAAACUAUUUGCCAAGUGGAUGUCCUUGAUAAUUUACAACAUGAGCAACUUCCCUUGAUUAAAUCGGAUGAUGCACUCAAAAUGGUGUUAAUGUGA